Molecule: messenger RNA, 3318 nt
Organism: Scatophagus argus
Lineage: Eukaryota; Metazoa; Chordata; Actinopteri; Scatophagidae
Gene: ighmbp2
Product: immunoglobulin mu DNA binding protein 2
Exons: 15
Coding region: 198-3251 (1017 amino acids)
Molecular function (GO): ATP binding; zinc ion binding; RNA binding
Source: RefSeq, a predicted model, not a curated record
CGAGUGAGAUGAGUCAGCUAAGCCGAUAGGAGGCGGUGUAGCUAGCACGCUAACAACGUCAAAGAAGACAUUAGCCAAACAUACAACCUGUGUUAGCUCAUGGGAGAUAUUGGCAGGAGAUUUCCGAAUUGUUCCUGAUGGUUAACGUUUGCUUUUCUGUCUUCUACCUAUUCGGUGAUAGCUAACAGUAUUGGUGAAUGAUGGCAGUAGAGCAGUUUGUGUCAAAGACACUCGAGCUUCUACAGGAGGAGAGGCAGGCUGAAAUAGAGGAGACCAGGAUAUGGCAGGAGAACGUCUCUCUUAAGGAUCUUCAAAAUAAAGGAGUUUGUCUGCUGAAGUUGCAUAUAGGAAGUCAGUCCACAGGCUUGUAUGGUCGAACAGUCAUUGUCCUUGAGCCAAGAAAGCAUCUUGGUUUCUCAUCUCUGCCAAGCAACAGCUUUGGACCUGGGGACAUAGUUGGCUUGUAUGACACUGGGGGAUGCACCGCAGACUCACAGAUUGGCACAGGAAUUGUGACAAGGGUCAGCCAAGCUUCUGUAAGUGUGGCCUUUGAUGAUUCGAAGGAUGGCCUCAGCUUUGACACAGAUGCCCUUUACAACCUCUUAAAGUUGGCAAAUGAUGUCACCUACAAACGAAUGAAAAAGAGCUUGAAUGAACUAAAUGGAUACCACAGUGGACCAGCUGGCAAUUUGAUAAAUGUUCUCUUUGGUAUCACAAAACCUUCCUCUCAGUCGCAGCCAAAUGAGGUUGAAUUCUUUAACUCACACCUGGAUGAAUCCCAGAAGGAAGCUGUGUCCUUUGCUCUGUCUCAGAGGGAACUGGCUGUGAUUCAUGGACCGCCAGGCACUGGAAAAACCACCACUGUGGUGGAGAUCAUUCUGCAAGCAGUCAAACAAGGCCAAAAGGUCUUGUGCUGUGCCUCCUCUAACGUGGCUGUAGAUAAUUUAGUGGAGAGGUUAGCCAGGUGCAAAGCAAAGGUCCUGAGGCUGGGUCAUCCUGCCAGACUGUUGGAGUCCAUACAGAAACACUCACUCGAUGCUGUCCUCGCUCAGAGUGACAACGCAGACAUCAUCGCUGACAUUCGUAAAGACAUCGAUAAAGCUUUUAUGGGAAUGAAGAAGAUGCAUGAGAGAGGAGAGCGAGUGAACUUCAGAAAGGAAAUAGGGGAGCUAAGAAAAGAGCUGAAAACCAGGGAAGCAACAGCCAUUACCCAGAUCCUAAAAAGUGCUGAUGUUGUAUUAUCAACCAACACAGGUGCUUCUGAUGACGGCCCUCUGAAGUUCCUGCCAGCAGAGCAUUUUGAUUGGGUGGUGAUAGACGAGUGCGCUCAGGCCCUGGAGAGCAGCUGCUGGAUCGCCCUGCUCAGAGCACGCAAGUGCAUUCUGGCUGGAGACUACAAGCAGUUACCACCUACUAUCAAAUCACCAAAGGCUGCAUCAAAAGGCCUGUCCCUCAGUCUGAUGGAGAGGCUUAUCCAGAUGUACGGAGACUCUGUGGUCCGCAUGCUUACAGUUCAGUACCGCAUGAACAGCGCCAUCAUGGAGUGGGCCUCCAAAGAGAUGUACCAGGGAAGACUAACGGCUCACAGCUCUGUGGAGAGACAUGUGUUAAAAGAUCUACCUGGAGUUACCUGUGUGGAAGAGACCUGCACGCCGCUGCUUCUCAUUGACACUGCAGGCUGUGGGCUGACUGAGAUGGAGGUCACAGAUGAACAGUCCAAAGGCAAUCAGGGUGAAGUAGACAUUGUUGAACUGCACAUUAAAGCCUUGACUGAAGCUGGGCUUAAAGCUAAAGACAUAGCUGUUAUCGCUCCAUACAAUCUACAAGUUGAUCUACUGCGUCAGAAACUUUUGGUGCAGCAUCCAGAGCUGGAGAUUAAGUCAGUGGAUGGAUUUCAGGGCAGAGAGAAAGAGGCCGUGGUGUUGUCCUUAGUUCGGUCCAACAGGAAAGGGGAAGUUGGAUUUCUGGCGGAGGACAGAAGGAUAAAUGUGGCUGUUACACGUGCCAGACGUCACAUCGCUGUGGUGUGUGACAGCCAAACUGUCCAGAAUCACGCUUUCCUGAAGUCCCUCAUCGCUCAUAUGACUGAGUUUGGCGAGGUCAGAACAGCAUUCGAGUAUAUUCAAGACAUCGUGCCACAAAACUACACUCGCAACCACAAGGACACCAAGACUAAUACGUCCGUCAGCAGCUCUGUGUCCACCAAACAGAAAGGUAAAGACCAGCCUUCCAGCAAGGCCAAGCAAGGACAAAAGAAGCCUGCAGGCAGCAGCGUUAACGGAACUACUGCUAAUGAUCAGCACCAGAAGUCCUGCUUAACAGCACUGACAGUGGAAGAGCAGAACAAGAACAGAUCCACUGAGAUCAGAAAACAGUUGGAGGGCUUUCUAAAGGACUUCAAUCGGAGUGAAUUACAGUUUCCAUCAUCGUUCAACUCUCACGACCGCCUGCUGGUCCAUCAGAUUGCUGAGGAGCUUGGUCUUGUUCAUGAGAGUAAAGGUGAGGGGAAAGACAGGUGUAUCACUGUCUCCAGGCUCCUGCAGUCAACAACAGUUGAGGAGCCAGCAGCAGCAGAAGAAGAAGAAAAAAAGGAAACGGUUCCAAAUCCCCAAACAGAGCCACUGUGUCAACCUUCAUUAGACUUAAAAAGUUUGCAUUUGGAGCGAAUGAAGAGGGAGCAGCAAAAAAGGGAAGAACAUGCUCAGCAAAAGAAGCAACAGAACAACACCCCGACAGCUUCAUCAUCAAAGAAGCCCAAAUCGACUAAAGGUUUUCAGUUUUUUUUAAGAGUUUUUAAGAGUAACCUGUCUGCUCCAUUAUAUUUGCAACAAUUCAAAGCUACCAUUUCUCUCCCAGGGAAGAACAAAACGAAGGCCGGAGCCUGCGACAUCGCUGCUGCCGCUGCUCCAGACGAUGACUUUGAUGCACUUAUUGACGCUGUCAAAAAGGCUGACAGCGUGUGCAGUUUUGUUAAAUGCAAAGCUUCUGUGCUGACGCUCGGACAGCUUUGCUUGUUCUGCAACAGACAGUAUUGUCUCAGUCAUCAUAUACCCGAGGUACACGGCUGUGGUGAUAAAGCCAAGUCUCAUGCUCGGAUGAGAAUAAGCAAAGAAGGCAUUCUUUAUGCCGGGAGUGGGAAGAAAGACAAAUCCACGGACCCCAAUAAGAAAGCCUAUCUGCAAAGGAAACUGGACUCUAAGCUAAAAGAUAUGGCAUCACAGAGGAAACCAAAAAAAGAGGACAGUAAAUGAUACCAAAUCAGGUUUAGAAAUGAACUGAAGACUUGGUCUUGAAUAUAAAUAAACUAUCUAAAUGUUU